Lolium perenne is the source of this 2272-nucleotide messenger RNA. Lineage: Eukaryota; Viridiplantae; Streptophyta; Magnoliopsida; Poales; Poaceae. The record is from RefSeq and is a predicted model, not a curated record.
CUUGAGAUGCCCUCACGCGGUCACGCCGAUACGGAACUCGGAAAGAUUCUGUGGAGAGGAGCAGAAUGCAGGACGCAUGCUCGUAGAACUUUUCCCAAUUUCUGCCAAAAUACAUGAUACUCACCAUUACGCAGGCCUCCAAAUCGAAUCCCUUUCCGAUCCAACAUUUCCCCACCCACUUCCGCCUGCCUCCCACCAUGGAUUGCGCCGGCGGUUCGUCGUCGCCGGCGCACUCCAGCAUUCACGGCCGCGGCAGGAAGGAGUCUUCCGUCGUCGUCCUCCACCAGGGCUCGGGCCGGUGGUUUGUCGCUGCCGCCCGCAUUCACCGCCGCUAGAGGAGGGAGCGCGACCUCCUAGGCGGCGGCAAUGCGGCGCUUCCGCCCCCGCUCCCCUUCUCUCUAUGACCCCGUCCCCUCACCCGGCUAUCAGCUGCUGGACGAAUUCAAGGAUCGUCUGUGCUCGGAGACGCUCAGUCCGGAGCUUGCGCACCAACUGUUCGGCAAAUUGCUUCGUCAACCCGUCAAGGUACCAGAACGCGCGCUCAACGGCUUUUUCGCCGCCCUCGCGCGUGCCCCGCCCUCCAUCGCCUGCCCCGAUGGCCCUGCCCUCGCCAUCGCUCUCUUCAAACAAAUGGCCGAAGCAGGCCAACGUCCAGUGACCGCACCCACCAUUCACACAUACAACAUACUGAUUGAUUGCUGCCACCGUGCGCUCCGCUCGGGCCUAGGGCCUGCCUUCUUCGGGCACCUCCUCAAGACAGGCAUCACCGCGGACGUCAUCACUUUCAACAAUUUAUUCAAGUGCCUCGGUGACAUGAAGAGGACGGAGGAGGCUCUGGACGUGCUGCUGCACAGGAUGCCUAACGAUCUGCCUGAUGUCAUAUCCUACUCAAUAAUUCUCAAGAGCUUCUGUGAUGAUGGGAAGAGCCAGCGUGCGCUUGACCUGCUCCGGAUGAUGAGAAAAAAAGGAUCUAACCACUCUCCCAACGUGGUUUCGUACAACACGGUAAUUGGUGGCUUCUUGAAGGAGGGUGAAAUAAGCAAAGCUUUGGAUCUAUUCCAUGACAUGAGACAGCAGGGGGUUGUGCCUGAUGUGGUGACAUAUAAUUCCAUUAUUGAUGGGCAGUGCAAAGCAAGAGCAAUGGACAAGGCAGAGGGGUUCCUUCGGCAAAUGGUCGAUAAUGGUGUUCGGCUGAAUACCGUGACAUAUAAUAGCCUGAUCCAUGGAUAUUCCACUUCGGGCCAGUUGGAAGAAGUCGCUAGGUUGUUGGAAGAAAUGAAAACUCAAGGUAUCAUGUGGGACGUUUUUACUUGCAACUCAUUCAUGGACUAUCUUUGCAAGACCGGAAGAAUCAAAGAAGCUGCAGAAUUAUUUUAUUCCAUGGCUGAGAAGGGCCAUAAACCCGAUGUUGUCUCAUACGGGAUUAUUCUUCAUGGUUAUGCUACAGAAGGAUCCCUUGUUGAUAUGAAUGAUUUUCGUGAGCAGAUGGUACGAGACGGAGUUGUACCCAGUCUCAGUGUUUACAACAUACUGAUUGGUGCAUAUGCUAAGUGCGGAAAGAUGGACACAGCAAUGCUUGUCUUCGAAGAUAUGUUGAAGCAUGGUGUGAACCCUGAUCAGGUCACAUAUUUAAUUGUGAUAGCUGCAUUUUGCAGAAUGGGCAGGAUGGAUGAUGCCAUGGACAAAUUCAGUGAGAUGAUUGAUAUGGGAGUACCACAUGACAGUAAUGUUUAUGAGUGCAUGAUCAAGGGUUACUUUAGACAAGAUGAUUUGGUGCAAGCCAACAAAUUGUUUACCGAAAUGAAGAACAAGGGUAUUCGUCAAAGGCCGUAGAAGGGUAAUGAAAGAAGACACAAUAUGUUUGACUUGGUUAUUGGUACUGGUAUGGCCUGAUCCUGUUACACAAAUUUCAAUGACCUGUGGUAUUACCUGGCGCCGCGCUAGUGUUAUUACUCAGCACUUGUUACUUAGCAUGGUUAUGCUCUCAUAUCUUGUAGUUGGAUAGGUUUCUCUAGUUGCUCUGAUAUCUCAUUUGGUAUGAAGCCAAAUGUGCUGUUAUUCUGGUUUCUCUUGUACUUGAAUUCGAGAAGUGUGAAUUUGUUCGUUUCUGUUUACUUGUAGUUGGAUAGGUUGUCUAGUUCGAAUUUUCUUUAGGCACAUAGUGGUCUGGCUGAUUAGGUGUUGCAUUUAUGAUUUCUGUGUCCAAGAGUGCUUCAUACUUCAUAUAUGAUGGACAACAAGGGCUUUGGGUGAGCCUUGCUAUGUUUGAUAA